AUGGCCUGGAUCGCGCGAGGACCAGACGGAUACGUCCAGAACUCCCCAGAAGGCCAAACGCCCUCCGUUCCAGCGCUCGCCACCCACCGAGGCGAACUCUGGUGUCUCUGGAGUGAUCCAUUGGGAGACCUCUACUACGCAAUUGGAGACAAUAGCUCCUUCCAACCCCGUCUUCAAUUUCCCGACCACGGUAUCCCCGUCCUUGCCGAGCUCCUAGGAACGCUACACGCAAUCAUCAUCAUCCGGGACUCGAAUGACUUGGCGCACUAUGUAUACGAUGAUCUGGAUCGGCAAUGGACAGUCCCUGCUCUGCUUGAUAGCCGGGCCGGAUUCUCUUCGCAUACUACUCCAGCGCUGGUCGCUUUUCAUAAUAAGCUGGUUUUGGUAUUUAUUCAGGAUACGAAUUUGUACUAUUCGAUAUGGUCUGUGAACCCUCAGGAUGACACAUCAGUCUGGUCACCGCCGCAGGAAGUAAGUGGCAUUAAUCAGGUUGGAGGGAUCCCCGCACUAUUUGUCUUAAAAGACGUUUUGCAUGUCCUCUGCGCCUCGCAUGACAGUACCAGGAAGAUCUUGGGGUUUUCCUAUUCCUCUACCGAGGAUAUCUGGAACUCUUGCGAUGAUGUGAGUGAAGGGAAAGCUGCAUCUGGGGUCUCGGCUACAUCCUAUGGUGAUAGUGCGUUUCUCGCUUUCCAAGAAGAUGGACCAGACGAUACUUCUCAUCUGAUAUUCAUCAGUGAGUUUAAGGAUGGCCGAUGGAGCUCGCAACAAGCAGUAGCGGGUCAAGCAUCCGCUAGUCCCCCUCAGCUUUCCGUCCUGAAUGGAAGGAUUAAUUGCAUAUUCAAUGCCAACGACGAAAGUAAAGAUAUUAGGUGGUAUUCAAGGUCGCUUCUUGACUAUUCAUUGAGUUCGUGGAUGGGCGGCCUUGCGGACGGAACGCCUUUGAGUGCUUUGACAAUUCCUGGUACACACGAUAGCUGUGCGGAAUCCAAUAUUCCAUUUGUCAGAACUCAGUAUUUGUCCAUCACCAAGCAAAUGGAGGCUGGGCUUCGCUUUCUGGAUCUACGCUGCCGGGUUGACUCCGCUGGAGACCUCUACAUGUACCAUGGGGGCAUUCCGAUCAACUUACCGAUGUAUUUGUCAUUUGAUACAGUUAUGAAUGAGGUAUUUGACUUCUUCGAGAGGAGCAAAUCAGAUCCUACCGAGACGGUCCUCGUCUCUAUCAACAAUGACGAUACAUCUGGGAAAGAACUGCCAUCAGUCUUUUACAAUGCUGUAAAAAGUUAUAUCGACAAGACGCCAAGGUAUCAGAACGGCCAACCUCGAUGGAUUACCAAACGAACUACAACCUCCCUAGGAGAGGCUCGUGGAAAAGCCGUGCUACUCCGACGAUAUGCAGCUGAUCCAGAUAUUGACCCAUCGGAACUGAUUGGCAUAGACCUAAGUGGAUGGCUCAAUGACAACCCCGACUUUACACUCCAGACCGCAGACAACGUCACAGUGACCUUACAAGACAAGUGGAAAUACUCCGAGAUCAUACCGCUUUUGGACCUCAUCUCAAGCAAAUUCAGCUUCGUCUCCAACAUGCUGCAAAAAGCAGCAAGUGGUCAUCCAGAUCAUUGGUUUCUGAAUUUCAUGAGCGCUGUAGGAGACCCGGCAGAGAAAGGGGAAAUUGCAGAGUCUCACUGGAUCGCGGUGGGGGCGCAUAGCAAGAUUAUUGGAGACUUUGUGCAGGGCAUGAAUCGUACAGUCAGGCAGAAGUUUAAGUGGGAUUUUAAUGCUAGGUAUGGGGUGAUUGCUAUGGAUUAUCCUGAGCUGCCUAAGGAUUCUGAUUUGAUUGCUUGGCUUAUUGGGACGAAUAUGUAA
This is a messenger RNA of Lachnellula hyalina, 1863 nucleotides long. RefSeq names its product 1-phosphatidylinositol phosphodiesterase. Bases 1 to 1863 code for a protein of 620 amino acids. The record is from RefSeq and is a predicted model, not a curated record. The transcript is spliced from 2 exons. NCBI's taxonomy places the organism in Eukaryota, Fungi, Ascomycota, Leotiomycetes, Helotiales, Lachnaceae. Gene Ontology annotation, molecular function: phosphoric diester hydrolase activity. Gene Ontology annotation, biological process: lipid metabolic process.